This is a messenger RNA of Photinus pyralis (common eastern firefly), 1740 nucleotides long. RefSeq names its product photoreceptor-specific nuclear receptor-like. The record is from RefSeq and is a predicted model, not a curated record. Bases 178 to 1638 code for a protein of 486 amino acids. The transcript is spliced from 8 exons. Gene Ontology annotation, molecular function: nuclear receptor activity; RNA polymerase II cis-regulatory region sequence-specific DNA binding; zinc ion binding. NCBI's taxonomy places the organism in Eukaryota, Metazoa, Arthropoda, Insecta, Coleoptera, Lampyridae. Gene Ontology annotation, biological process: cell differentiation; anatomical structure development; positive regulation of transcription by RNA polymerase II.
CUUACGGAUAUAAAUUUUAUAGCAAGUGCCGAUUGUUCGUUUUCGUACUACACCCUUAAUAAGUAAAUGAGAUUUUAUUACAAUGAAAAGUGAGUGCGUCUAAUUACAAGCGAAAAAUAAAAAAAAAUUAUAGAGUCGCGAAUUGCCCUGUACACAAAGCGCCUGUUCGCGUUGAGAAUGAAUUUAACUACAACCUCAAUAGAGCAGGUUACUGCACUUCUACCGUCUCUUCAUCAGUCUUGUGCAUCGCCAUCUGAGAAUCACCAUCUACACAAUGAUGUUAGAGGAUCGCCGGGAAACGUGGACUGUUAUUCUUCCGCGCCCGAAGAUCACCCCCUUUCCUUAAGCCUUCAAGGAUCACAGACUUUGGUGCAGGCAUCGCGGACGCCGCCGCCCCCGUGGAGCUUUCCGACAAAGAAGGGAACCCCGGGACUUGUCUGCGUCGUUUGCGGGGACACAAGCUCGGGAAAACACUACGGAAUCUUGGCCUGCAACGGAUGCUCCGGCUUUUUUAAGCGAUCAGUACGAAGGAAAUUAAUUUAUCGGUGCCAGGCAGGGACAGGACGUUGCAUAGUUGACAAAGCGCACCGAAAUCAAUGCCAGGCGUGUCGAUUAAAAAAGUGUCUUUCAAUGGGGAUGAACAAAGACGCAAUUAUAGCUUCUUAUGAUCUUCUAGCUGUGCAAAAUGAAAGACAACCCCGAAACACUGCCACUAUUCGACCGGAAUCCCUCCGAGAAAUGAGUGCGGAACAGGAAAGGGCACUUCGAGAGGCGGCCGUCGCUGUUGGUGUUUUUGGGCCGCCGGUGUCAUUAACGAUGGCAUUAUCCUCGCCGGUUAGAUACGGGCCUAGCUUGUUACCUCCAGUUCCUCCACCGCCUGUGAUCAAUCGCGAACCAAGUCCGAAGCAGGAGACAAGCGACAACGACGAGGAAAGUAUAGAUGUUACAAACGAAGAAGAGGACGCCCCGUCAUCCGGCUGCGGCGUCUCUUCGAGUAGCGGACCUUUCCGUCAUGAACCCCAUCAAAUCACUUCGGGUCUAUCAACCAUAGGCAUCUACCCAAGUACGCACGAAACAAUUUAUGAAACCUCAGCUAGACUACUGUUCAUGGCGGUGAAGUGGGCCAAAAACUUACCCAGCUUCGCCAGUUUACCAUUUCGCGAUCAGGUGAUUUUAUUGGAGGAGGCGUGGAGCGAGUUGUUUCUUUUAAACGCCAUCCAGUGGUGUAUGCCGCUCGAUGCCGUCUCAAGUUCGCUAUUUAACCCCAACGAGCACACGAAGAACGGACAAGGUGCUGCGGAUGUACGAAUAUUAUGUGAUACUUUAAUGCGGUUUAAAGCUGUUCACGUGGACCCUGCCGAGUUUGCCUGUUUAAAGGCGAUCGUGCUUUUCAGGGCAGAGACGCGUGGAUUAAAAGACCCAAGCCAAAUAGAAAAUUUACAAGAUCAAGCGCAAGUUAUGCUGUGGCAGCAUUGCCGUACACAAUUGCCGGCGCAAGUCGCGCGUUUCGGAAGACUAUUAUUAAUGUUACCUUUAUUAAGAAUUGUUCCAGCCAUUAGGGUGGAAGCCGUAUUUUUUCAAAAAACUAUAGGCAACACCCCAAUGGAAAAGGUGUUAUGCGACAUGUACAAGAAUUAAAAAUCUUUGGCGACGUGCGCUCUUCAUUACUGUGGUAUAUUAAAGAGUUUUAAGUAGAGUAUUUAUAUUUUAAAUUUGUUUAAAUUAUGUAAGUGUGUAUAU